CAGCAGUAGUAGUAGCAGUAGCAGCAGUAGUAGCAGUAGCAGUAGCAGCAGCAGCAUCCGAUUUAGAAAACACCUCAUCAGAGACGCACUGGCGAUCGAUCCGUUUGUAUUUGUAAGCGAAGACUCGAUGACCUACGUUAGUCACGGAGUUCCACAAGGUUCUGUGCUUGGACCACUUUGUUUACCAGAAUUGCGUCUCUUCUCUUGGCAGAUGAGGUUCUGUUGGCUCCUUCAGAACGGGACUAUGAAAGGGUCUUCCUUCCUAGGGAGUCCGGACUCUAUAGAUAGAUAUAUACUUUAUUCAUCCCCAAGGGGAAAUUUGUCGAACAGUAGCAGCACCAAUAAACUAAACACAAGAAUAAAAAAUAAAACAAGAUAAAAAACAGGGAUGAAAGAUAUUGAUAUAUACACGAAGUAUACCAAGUAAAAUAUAAAAUAAAAUAUAUAUGUAUAUAUACAACAUAUAUGCAUACACAAUACUAAUGACAAAUUAAAUUAAAUAUAAAAAUAUUAAAUAUAGACUGUGCAAAAUGCAAAGUGUGUGUAUGUGUGUCGUGUAAAUAAAUGAAAUGUGUGAAGUUCAGAUCAACAUAGCGUAAAUAUUAUGGUCUGGCAAGAGGUGAUCUGUUGUAGAGCCUCAUAGCCGCCGGCAGGUUCUCCUGUAUCUGUCCUUGUGGCAGCGUGAGGAGACGUCUGGAGAAAGUACUCCUCUGGCCCUGUAGGAGGUGGUGGAGAGGGUGGUCCGGGUGGUCCGGUAUGGACAGCAGUUUCUUCAACGUCCUCCUCUCCACCACCUGUUCCAGGUGCUCCAGCUGGCAGCCGAUGAUGGAGCCAGCCUUCCUCACCAGUCUGUUAGACGGCUGGUGUCACCGGCUCCGAUGCUGCUCCCCCAGCAGACAAUGGCAAAGUGCAGCACACUGGCCACGCCCACUGGGAGAACAUCUCCAGCAUCUUGCUGCACACGUUGAAGGAUCGAAGCUUCCUCAGGAAAAAGAGUUGACUCCUCCCCUUCUUGAACACAGCGUUGAUGUUGGCCUUCCAGUUCAGUCGAUGGAGACGCCCAGGUACUGGUCCUCCUCCACCAUGUACCUGUCCUCUUCCAUCAGGUACUGGUCCUCCUCCACCAUGUACCUGUCCUCUUCCAUCAGGUACUGGUCCUCCUCCACCAGGUACUGGUCCUCCUCCACCAUGUCCACGUCCACUCCCAGGACACUCAGAGGGGGAGGAGCUGUCGCCUUCCUCCUGAAGUCCACCACCAUCUCUCUGGUCUUGGCCACGUUCAGCCGAAGGUGGUUCUCAUCGGCCCACUUUACAAAGUCCCUCACCACUGCCCUGUCCUCCUCCUCCCGUCCAUCCCUAAUACACCCGACCACUGCAGAGUCAUCAGAGUACUUCUGCAGAUGGCAUGACUCCGUGUUGUACUGGAAGUCACUGGUGUACAGGGUGAAGAGGAAGGGAGACAGAACAGUUCCCUGUGGGCUCCAGCAUCACUGACCCCUGUUCAGCACACGGCCCAUUCUGACAAACUGUGGCCUGUGAGGUCGUCAGUGAUCCAGGAGAUGGUGGACGCAUCCAUACCAACCACCCGCAGCUUCUCACUCAGCAGCAGUGGCUGGAUGGUGUUCAAUGCACUGGAGAAGUCAAAGAAAGUGACUCUCACAGAGACACCGGUUCCAUCCAGGUGCGACUGAGCUCGUUGCAGCAGGUAGAUGAUGGCGUCGUCCACUCCCACAUGAGGCCGGUAAGCAGAUUGCAGAGGGUCCAACGACGAUUUCACCUGCGGCCGGAGGUGGGCCAAGACCAGCCUCUCCAGCACCUUCAUCACAUGGGAGGUGAGGGCGACCGGUCGGUAGUCAUUGAGCCUCUAUGACAGUCUGACAGUAUCCCUGAACCGACAGCUAUAACCAUACCUGCAAACUCAUGAGGGGUGAAAAAGGUGACAACGGGGUGGGGGUCCUCUGCUCUGACUAAGUCAGUGCCCACAAACCCUUCUAAUAAGAAUAUAAUAGUUUGUAUAUAUAUAUACAGGACUGUCUCAGAAAAUUAGAAUAUUGUGAUAAAGUUCUUUAUUUUCUGUAAUGCAAUUAAAAAAACAAAAAUGUCA
Molecule: messenger RNA, 2104 nt
Organism: Pseudoliparis swirei
Lineage: Eukaryota; Metazoa; Chordata; Actinopteri; Perciformes; Liparidae
Exons: 2
Coding region: 757-1494 (245 amino acids)
Source: RefSeq, a predicted model, not a curated record